GAGACUCAAUCACCCUCUGGCUGUCUGGAGAAAGGGCAUUGUUGAAGUUCCCCACUGUGAAUGCAUCACUAAAGCCAUGAUGGGGGCACUGCCAGAAAUAGCCCAUGUACCGCUCCCAAGCAUCACGAAGGGACUCAUCUGGCUCUUGGCGGAAGUGAGUGAUCUCCCGCUGAAUCUCUGUAGUCUUCGAUGCCGGAUAGUACCUGUGCACGAACUUGUCAGCCAGAUCGUCCCAAGAGGUGAUGGACAAUGGGGGCUGGGUCUCCAACCACCUCUUAGCAUUCCCCGCCAGAGAAUGGGGGAAGAGAUGAAGGCGGAUUGCAUCAUCGGGGACACCAUUCAGCUUGAACCCGUUCGUCAGCUGCAGAAAACGGGAAAGAUGCACCCUGGCCUCCUCAUUCUUCAAGCCAUGGAACUGGAUAGAAGAUGUGAUGAGCUGAAUCCAGCAUGGCUUGAUCUCAAAGUUGUUUGCUGGGAUCGGCGGGUAGAGGAUGACCGGGCGGAUGUCAGCAAUCCGCGGAGUGUAGUAGUACUCCAGGGUGGGACCCGGCUGCGGUGGAUGAUGAACUCCAUGAUCCUGGGGUAUGGGGUUGUUCCCCAGGACCUGAUUCACCGGGGGAACCUGCUGUGGAUUCCCCUGGUAUUGGUUCUAGUCUCCGUCCAUCCCGUGCUCUUCUUCAGAAUUGCUGCUCAGGUGGCCGUCUAUGCGCUCUUCCUUAGCCAGUCUAGCUCGCUGUUGUCUCCUGAGCUGGCGACAGGUGCGGUCAAUCUCUGGAUUCAACGACAGUAAACCUCCCGACUGGCCACGGGUCAUGCACUACCUGCACACACUCAAGCAACAAACCCGUGAAGGCACAAGUGGGACAAAGAAAACAAAGCAAAAAGAAAAGCUAAAUUAACAGAAAUCACUUUUCUUCAACAACCUAGCCGUCCCCGGCAACGGUGCCAAAAACUUGACUCGCUUCUACUGUCACUCCAGGAAUUGGCCAAGUAUAACCACUUCCUAAAGCGUAGUAUAGCGGGUUAGGUUUAUAUGUCAACCCGGGUCCUAGAUCUGAUGACUACUCAGUGAGUUCUUGUUAUCUAGCAACGAAACUGGAAUGCAAGUCUAAAAUACCAAACAAACAAAGCAAGUAAACUGUUGUAUUCAGGUUAAAGAGGUCACCCGGAUAUGGUUCCCCCUAGAUUGCAGUUAAGCCGGAUUGCAAUUACCAAGUUCAGUUUCUAUGAAGAUUAUACUGCGGAAGGUUCUUAAACAGCGUGAAGUCUCGACUAAAGGUCUUCAGACCCUCUCAAUCUGAACCUCUAGCGGGCGACUAACCUCCACCGGAGUAGACAGAUUGAGGCCCUAAGAACAAAACCUCCACUACCGGAGUAAAUCCGGUACAGAAUAGUGAGUUGGUUCCUCGACUAAAGUCACCAACUCCCUACCUUCAAUCAAGGAUACUCUAUUAACCUAGGCAGAUAUUCUCAUUCUAGGUUAAAUCAGAAACAACAGGAAUUUGAUCAGGAUUCAAGUCAUUCAAUCAUUAAAACCUCAAUCGAAUAUAAUCAAUCACAGAAUCAGUACUUGGGUUCAUACAAUCAAAGCCUAACAUACAAAUCUAGGGUUCUCCAUACCCAGAUGAAUGGGAGAACUACUCCAUGGAGAAGAAAGCAAAAGCAGAAUCAGACACGGAAUUCAUACUGCGAAGGAUGGAUUCCUGCUUCUGGACGUUGAUUGACACUUCUCCAAGCUCAAGCUGGCCUCCAAUGGUGUUGAAGAUCAAUCUAGGGCACUUGGGAACUCUUGCUCGUCACUUUCUCUCUCUAGAAAUCGUUCUAUCUCUCAAAAACUCGAAUCCCCUUGACUUGUGGCUGAAACUCUGCUUAAAAGCAUCAGUGGCCAAAGCACGGUAGAGGGCACGGCCGUGCUUUGCCUGACUCCGCCCGUGUCUCAGCCAAGGUUUAAUUACACGGCCAGCAGCUGGUGGAAACACGGCCGUGCUUCGCGAUGGACACGGGCAUGCUUUGACUGAACACGGCCGUGCUUCAGUGCCCGUGUUUGCAACUGAAUUGGCCAAACCAAAUUUGCUCUCGGCAUAAAAAGCACGGCCAGCAGUACACGGCCGUGUAAUGCUUUAGGCUGCCCGUGUUUUGGCUCCAGCUCACCGAAAUGACUUCCGAAUGCCCCGAAACUCGUGGUUAGCCUUCCCUUUGACGCCUGGGACCUGAAACAUGACAAAAUAGCACAACCCGGCGUAAAAUAGGCCAAAACACACGACUAUGCCCCUCAAACGGAUAAGAACUAGGGGCGCAAACAUGUGCAAUUACAUCGUUAUCACUUGUAAUUAUCCUAAGAAUACUAUAAUAGUGAGUUUGUUAAUAAAUUUAUAGUGAGUUU
Linum trigynum is the source of this 2383-nucleotide messenger RNA. The record is from the annotation of a GenBank genome assembly. Lineage: Eukaryota; Viridiplantae; Streptophyta; Magnoliopsida; Malpighiales; Linaceae.